Molecule: messenger RNA, 12811 nt
Organism: Orbicella faveolata
Lineage: Eukaryota; Metazoa; Cnidaria; Anthozoa; Scleractinia; Merulinidae
Biological process (GO): regulatory ncRNA-mediated heterochromatin formation
Cellular component (GO): nuclear RNA-directed RNA polymerase complex; nucleus
Molecular function (GO): helicase activity; zinc ion binding
Source: RefSeq, a predicted model, not a curated record
ACGUUUUGCUCAUUAGACCUUUUGUUUGGUGACGUUCUCGUUGCCAUUGCCGUCGUGUUUUGCGUAAGGUCCCUGAUUGAAUGUGACGAGGGCGCCAUCUUGGCUUGUUUCUGAGUUUUCAUUACCGCUUGAACUGCUGAUGAGUUGUCUCUUCUUCUGUCCUUUUUUUUGUCAGUUUUUGCUGUCACCUGAGUUUCCCAUAGCACAAUCAGUGUACAGCCUUGCCUGAACGAUUUUUUUAAGAUGAAAAGUUACAGCUUCGCGGAGCUCCCAAACGCUGCCGUGCGUCUAACUAGGGCGGCUCAUCCCAGCGGUCCUCAUAUGUAUUCUUGAUGACGUAGACGUAGGUCCCGGCCUUUCUAGUCAAUGCAUUGAAACAACGAAACACUAGAUAGGUAAACAAAGUGAGCACAAUAAGCCUAUUUUCUUUUAGAAUUCGAAGAGGCUUAACAGUGUUUUCACUAACUAUUACAGGCAACGUUUUCAGCGCUAAACAAUGUUUUAGUUGAACCAGCUUCUGAAUCGGCAAAUUCUCGACUACUCUGGUGUUUUUGUCUUCUUUACGUGUUUCAUGACACCUUUUUAACAUUUUAUUUUAUUUAAUUAGAACGGUUUGCUGGAUAAUAAUCAUACAAUAGUCCCUAAUUUGUCUAUUUGCUUGCCUGAGCGUGCGAAUCGAACAUUUGUCGAAUAGACGGCUGAAAUUCAAACUAUUAGUUUCACAUGGUACAGAAUACAAGGAUUUUAAAUGGCUCUCAAUAUUUCAGUUCACAUUUAGUUGUACAAAGCAGCAUCGAGAGGAGUCGUUUCACCAAUCAGCACGCGCACGGUUUGCUGAAGCAUAAUUUUAUUUUUGUCUUUUCGACAAGGUAGUUUUACAAAAGCUACCCCUAUUUUGUUUUAAAAAAUGUUAAGUGGUAUUAAAUUCAUAUUUUCAUAAGCAGCAUAAGAUUGUAAACAUGGCAAAAAAAAUCUUCUUAAGAAUAAAACAAAGUCUUUUAAAGAAUGAUGUUUGUCAUGAAAAACAAUCCUUGUGUAGUAGAUCUAUUUCAACCGUUUUCCAGAACCACAUUACAGAAAGACCCAACCAGAUGUUCUAUCCCGAGAAGAGGUAGUGUAGCAAAGAGCCACAGCACCAUGGCUAAGUCGAAGAAAGCGAAAUGGCGGGGCAAAUUCGACAAACAAAACAAGCAAGACAGACCUGGGGACGAGGCCAUAGAGUCCGAAGAAACAUCGGAACAAAAUGGAGAAGCACAAGGGAAUACAUCAACAGGAACAGAAGGAGCUGAAAUGAAAGGAGGUGCAUGUGGAACAACUGCUGAUGAAAUACCAGAUGACAAUACUAAGGAAGCCAGGCGAGACCACAGAGGCCGGCUGAAAGGAAAGCAGCGCGAAUUAGGAAGAAAAGGCCGAUAUCAGAAACGAGGUCAUGGAAGAGAAGAGACUAGUCCAGAGCCUGAGGCUAAAAAGGAAGCAAACGGAGGAGGCACACGAAAGACAACAGCCGCGGAAGGUCAGUUCCCAGCGUCACAAGGUGCAGAAGGCAAAGCUCAAGAUGAAAAAUUGGACCAAGAGAAGAAGCAAGCUCGUGGAGGAGGCGGGAGAGGAGCAUCACGGGAAAGCGACAAAGGUCAAGGGUCGUCGUCGCCUGGAAAAGGAAAACCGUCAUAUGGAAACCAAGAACAACGUCCAGGAAGGCCUUUUGCAAUGAAUGCUGAUACCCAUUCACCACCACAGGACAAAACACAGCCCCCUCCUGUUCGUAGAGUUUUCCCUGCAAAAUGUGUCCUAGACCUGAAAACGUUAAAAGAGAUGAAUCCUCGUGAUGUAGUCUGCAGGUUAAAUGAAAGUAUGGCUCGCUUUAAGUUCUUUCUACGAUCACUGCAGGAGGAGCAUAACAGCGAUGAUUUCAUCUUCGACCUCACGUGUAUACUAGCAAUUGCCUGUAGUGCGCCACUGCACGAGAACACAAACACAAUUCUAGCCGCGCUUAAAGGCUCAGUAUUCUUGAGUUCAAAGAUUCCUCGUGUGCUUGAUCGUCUGGAAGUGUCAACGGUUUUGAAUGAACAAGAAUCUCAAAGAAGAUUCAUUCAAAGCUUGAUCAAAGUAUUCACGAGGUAUUUGAGGCACUUACCAAGCUCAUAUGCCGACCUGCCUUACUCUCAGUUGAAACAAUUUUUGGACCAGUCAAGUAUUGAUGAAAAAGAUGAUCUACAGAGAGAGUUAGAAGCUUUAAAACAAACCAGAGAUGACCUCAUUAUAGCUGAAAGGCAGAAGCAUGGCAAACGUUACAUCGACAAGGCUGGGCAAAAACCUCCAAACGAUUUUAGAGACAUACCGAUUUGUCCCACAAACAAAGAAAUCACAUCUCAUGCACGGCCCUUUCUACGGAAGAAUAUUUUAAAGGGAAGAUAUGAAGAUGCCGAGCACUACCUUGAUGUACAGUUUCGGUUGCUUAGAGAGGAUUUUCUUGAGCCACUCAGGGAAGGCAUCCACGAAAUUGUCCACAACGUACCAAGAAAACAGCGCAAUCAGUUAAUGAAACAGUACCAAGGAGCACGUAUUGUCGACAAAAAAUUCACGAAGUCCGGAAUCAUUUAUCAAGUACAAUUUGAUGUUUCCAGGUUCGAUACCAAAAGAUGGGCAAAUUCCAAACGACUUCUGUUUGGUUCAUUCCUUUGUCUUUCAAAUAACAACUUUGAGACAAUGCUUUUUGCAACAGUUUCCAACCGAGAUCCAGAGGAAAUGGCAGAAGGUAGGAUUGAGAUUCGAUUCAUCGAGGACCAAGAUGUAUUGGGGGUGGAAAACCGUACAUGUGAGUAUCAAGUGGUUGAGUCGCCUGCUUACUAUGAAGCUUAUCGUCAUGUCCUGAAAGGACUGAAGGAAUUGGAUGAAACUACCAUGCCAUUCAAGAAAUAUCUGGUUCAAUGCAGUGAAGAUGUCGAUCCACCCGAGUAUCUGAGGCGCGAGGAUUCUCAAGAACCAGUGUGCUAUGAUCUUAGGUUGGCAUUGGAUGUUCCAGAUGAAACGAACGCAAGUAGGGUACCUGUCCUGCAGCCCAGAGCCUGGCCCUCUGUUGAGAUCCUUCCACUUAACAGCUCCCAGUUUGAAGCGUUAAAAACAGCAGUUACAACUGAGUUUUCUGUCAUCCAGGGACCACCAGGAACAGGGAAGACGUAUGUUGGAGCCAGAAUCGUUCGAUGCUUACUUGAGAAUCGAGCAGCCUGGGACCCUGAUAAACUCUCGCCAAUGCUUAUGGUCUGUUACACAAACCACGCUCUGGAUCAGUUCUUGGAAAAAGUAUUAGAAUUUCUUCCCAAAGAGCAGAUCAUACGUGUUGGAGGAAGAUGCAAAAGUCCGCAACUGGAAAAGUGUAAUCUGAAACUAUUUACUGACGAGCACAGGAUGCAUGAAAGACGAAGAGAAAUCAGAGAUAUGAUACAAAGCAAAGUCUCAGAAUUAACUGGCUGGAAGGAUUCACUUUCCAAAGCUGAGACAAAGCUUUUGGAAUUCGACAAUUUGGAAAACCUGCUUAAUUCUGAACAUGUAGAACAACUGUACAAUGCGGUAUUUCCUCCCAACGCAGAAAACGAGUGUCGAACGCCCGGUAACACUUUCAAACUCUGGCUAUGUAACGACAAGCGAUUGGACCCCUUGAAACAGGCGAGAACAAGGCAAGGUGGACACGUUGAUCUACGCAAUGUUGAAGGCAAAGGCAGGAAUCCGCCAGCACCUACAUCUCAGGAAGAUCUCAAAAAAACCUCUGUUCACAGCACCAGACCAAACGACUUCUCAGCUCAACAAAGUAGCGAGGUGGCAGCAUCAUUGGUGUCUGAAGCCAGUUCUCACGUAAAACAUUGCCCAGUUUCUCAAACUUUAAAGCAAGUAGAUGAAAUCCAAGACAUCAAACGGAUUGAGGAACCUCAAAGCUUGAAAGACGACAGUAAUGAAGGUACCAUCGAAGUAGAAAGGGACGCUGAUUUGAUACAAUAUCAAAGAUGCAUACACGGAGAUGAAGAUUUCCUGCCAGUUAUGUCGAACCAGUCAGAUGACUUAAGUUGUCAGAAUCAAGACCAAGGAGACCAAGACGAGGUAUGGCAAGCUGUACCCUGCAAGAAGAGGCGAGGAAAAUUUCCAUGGCAACAAACAACAGAUGAGAAUUCCAAAUACGGAAUGGAAAGCGCCCCCGUUCAUAAUGAUCCAAAGGAAAAAAGUACUGAUCAAACAAAAUCUUCAAGGAAAAAGAAAAAGAAAACUUUAAAGCAAGUAGAUGAAAUCCAAGACAUCAAACGGAUUGAGGAACCUCAAAGCUUGAAAGACGACAGUAAUGAAGGUACCAUCGACGUAGAAAGGGACGCUGAUUUGAUACAAUAUCAAAGAUGCAUACACGGAGAUGAAGAUUUCCUGCCAGUUAUGUCGAAACAGUCAGAUGACUUAAGUUGUCAGAAUCAAGAUCAAGGGGACCAAGACGAGGGAUGGCAAACUGUACCCUACAAGAAGAGGCGAGGAAAAUUUCCAUGGCAGCAAACAACUGAUGAGAGUAGCAAACAACAGAUGAGACAUGAAAUGAGUACUGCUCAAACAAAAUCUUCAAAGAGCAAGAAAAACAAAAUAAAAAUAACAGCAGAUAUCAAAUCUUUGAAGCCUGAUCUGGAAGAAACAGUUGCGAUGCCCACUGAUGAAGCAAUGUGCGUUGAAAACAUUUGGCUUUUAUCACCUUUGGAUCGACGUCGGUUGUACCUUUUUUGGGUAGAGAGCUACCGUGAACGCUUCAGAGCAGAGAUUCAAAGAGGUGAACAGGAGUAUGACCAACUUUGUCAAGAACAAGAGGCAGUCAGAUUUGAAGAAGAAGAAGAGGUUAUACGUCGCGCAACUGUUGUUGGCAUGACGACCAGUGGUGCAGCGCGAUACCACUCAAUGCUUCAGAGAGUAGCCCCCAGAGUUGUUGUAAUCGAAGAAGCAGCUGAGGUUAUGGAAGCUCACAUCAUCACUUCUCUUGCACAAGAUACAAAGCAUACCAUUCUAAUCGGAGACCACAAGCAACUCCGUCCAAAAGCAACAGUGUAUGAGUUAGCCUUAAAAUACAACCUGUCGAUUUCGCUGUUCGAGAGAAUGGUAAUGAACAGUAUGGAUUGCAAACGCUUGUCCAUACAGCAUCGAAUGCGGCCAGAAAUUGCGUCACUGACUAAACGAAUCUACGAUCACGAAAUUGUUGACCACGAAACGGUGUGCGAAUUCAAAGACAUAUCUGGCCUAACUCACAAUCUGUUCUUUAUUGAUCAUUGUGAGGUCGAGGCCCACGUAGACGGUCUACAAAGUUACUCUAACCCUCACGAAGCCGACUUCUUAGUAGCCCUUUGCAAUUAUCUUUUACUUCAAGGAUAUAGCGGGAGCCAGAUUACAGUUCUAACAAUGUACAUCGGUCAGCUAUUACUUCUUCAAGAGAAGAUGCCAAGAAAAGCAUUUGAGGGUGUCAGGGUUUGUGCAGUGGAUAACUUUCAAGGUGAAGAAAACGACAUCAUUCUUCUGUCGUUGGUCAGAAGCAACUCAGACCAGCGAAUUGGUUUCUUAAACGAGUCAAACAGAAUCUGUGUUGCAUUGUCCCGAGCUCGCCAAGGAUUUUACUGCAUUGGAAACUUCAAGCAACUGAAAAGCAAGUGCAAGCUGUGGCAGGAAAUAUGUGACGAUUUAGAAACAAAGAAAGCCAUUGGAGAGACUUUAGAUCUGGUUUGCAAGAGACACAACAAAGUCACCAGUGUGAGAACGUCGCGUGAGUUUGAUAUCAAAUUUGGAGGAUGUAAGAUGCCCUGUGGAGAACGUCUUGUUUGUGGGCAUGCGUGUGAAACGCCAUGCCAUGCCUCAGACCACUUUCACGAAAAGGGCCAGUGUUCUAAAUUUUGCUUCAUGAAAUGCAGCCAAAAUGACCACCAAUGCCAGAAUAGGUGUCAUUAUCCAAGAAGCUGUCCUCCGUGCCGUCAACCUGUGUUGAAGACGGUCCCACAGUGCGGCCACGAACAGCCAGUUCCAUGCAGUAUUGACCCAGAAAAAUUCUCUUGUCCAGUAAAAUGCGAAAAAAUGCUCACAUGUGGACACAACUGUCAGGAAGCAUGCGGGAAGUUAUGUACACAACAAUGUAAAGUUGACUGUAAGAAAACUCUCCCGUGUGGACAUGAGAAAAGUUUGCCAUGUUUCAAAGAUCCUGUGCUUUACAAACGGUGUAACAGCAAGUGCAUCAAAGUUCUCGAGUGUGGCCAUCAGAUUCAAAGAGGUGAACAGGAGUAUGACCAACUUUGUCAAGAACAAGAGGCAGUCAGAUUUGAAGAAGAAGAAGAGGUUAUACGUCGCGCAACUGUUGUUGGCAUGACGACCAGUGGUGCAGCGCGAUACCACUCAAUGCUUCAGAGAGUAGCCCCCAGAGUUGUUGUAAUCGAAGAAGCAGCUGAGGUUAUGGAAGCUCACAUCAUCACUUCUCUUGCACAAGAUACAAAGCAUACCAUUCUAAUCGGAGACCACAAGCAACUCCGUCCAAAAGCAACAGUGUAUGAGUUAGCCUUAAAAUACAACCUGUCGAUUUCGCUGUUCGAGAGAAUGGUAAUGAACAGUAUGGAUUGCAAACGCUUGUCCAUACAGCAUCGAAUGCGGCCAGAAAUUGCGUCACUGACUAAACGAAUCUACGAUCACGAAAUUGUUGACCACGAAACGGUGUGCGAAUUCAAAGACAUAUCUGGCCUAACUCACAAUCUGUUCUUUAUUGAUCAUUGUGAGGUCGAGGCCCACGUAGACGGUCUACAAAGUUACUCUAACCCUCACGAAGCCGACUUCUUAGUAGCCCUUUGCAAUUAUCUUUUACUUCAAGGAUAUAGCGGGAGCCAGAUUACAGUUCUAACAAUGUACAUCGGUCAGCUAUUACUUCUUCAAGAGAAGAUGCCAAGAAAAGCAUUUGAGGGUGUCAGGGUUUGUGCAGUGGAUAACUUUCAAGGUGAAGAAAACGACAUCAUUCUUCUGUCGUUGGUCAGAAGCAACUCAGACCAGCGAAUUGGUUUCUUAAACGAGUCAAACAGAAUCUGUGUUGCAUUGUCCCGAGCUCGCCAAGGAUUUUACUGCAUUGGAAACUUCAAGCAACUGAAAAGCAAGUGCAAGCUGUGGCAGGAAAUAUGUGACGAUUUAGAAACAAAGAAAGCCAUUGGAGAGACUUUAGAUCUGGUUUGCAAGAGACACAACAAAGUCACCAGUGUGAGAACGUCGCGUGAGUUUGAUAUCAAAUUUGGAGGAUGUAAGAUGCCCUGUGGAGAACGUCUUGUUUGUGGGCAUGCGUGUGAAACGCCAUGCCAUGCCUCAGACCACUUUCACGAAAAGGGCCAGUGUUCUAAAUUUUGCUUCAUGAAAUGCAGCCAAAAUGACCACCAAUGCCAGAAUAGGUGUCAUUAUCCAAGAAGCUGUCCUCCGUGCCGUCAACCUGUGUUGAAGACGGUCCCACAGUGCGGCCACGAACAGCCAGUUCCAUGCAGUAUUGACCCAGAAAAAUUCUCUUGUCCAGUAAAAUGCGAAAAAAUGCUCACAUGUGGACACAACUGUCAGGAAGCAUGCGGGAAGUUAUGUACACAACAAUGUAAAGUUGACUGUAAGAAAACUCUCCCGUGUGGACAUGAGAAAAGUUUGCCAUGUUUCAAAGAUCCUGUGCUUUACAAACGGUGUAACAGCAAGUGCAUCAAAGUUCUCGAGUGUGGCCAUCCGUGCUCCAGAACAUGUAAACAACGCUGUGAAUGCAACACAAAAGUUGAAGUUGAACUUCCGUGCGGUCAUCGAAAACACCUUUUAUGUCCAGAGAAAGACAGGCCACCACAGUGCGCCGAAAGAUGCACGCGAGCACUGGACUGUGGACAUGAGUGCCCCGGAAUGUGUCACGAAGACUGUGCAGUGCAAAAAUGUGAAAGUGUUGUCUUCAAAUUUCUUCCAUGCGGCCAUCAGCAGAGUGUCCCUUGCCACCUUGACCCCAAAAAGGCUUUUUGUUACGCUCCAUGUCAACGACAGCUGGAUUGCGGACAUAGGUGCUCAUCUGUGUGUGGUCGUGUUUGCCACGAGGUUCGAUGUGAAGAAGUGUGUCAAAAGAGGUGUGAGCGAGGUCAUGCCUGUCAGCGACGGUGCCACUUUGGUGCGUCCUGUAAUGAUUGCACGGAAGUGGUUAACAUGACAAUUCCCGCAUGUGGACACAGCAUUGAGAUGCCUUGUCACACCGAUCCAUCUUCAAUGAAGUGUAAAAAGCCAUGUGAAAGAGUCAGGAUCUGCGGACAUCAUUGUCAAAACAUUUGCAGUAAGAAAUGUGAGGCUCGAGCUUGCAAAGAGCUCGUGAAAACAACGUUACCAUGUGGUCACGAGGCGACUAUACCCUGUCAUAAGGAUCCCGAAAAAUACAAAUGUGAAGCAAUAACAGAGGUCUGUCUAUCGUGUGGACACAAGACGCUCUCGGCCUGCCAUGUUGCAAAAGCGAACUUACAAAAAAUAUUAUGCAACGCGAAAGUUGAGAAAGAACUGCCUUGCAAGCACAAACUCACUCUUCCCUGUCACAAAAAUCCAAAAGAAUGCAAGUGCAAGAAGAAAGUCGAUGUCCAACUGUCGUGUGGCCAUAUGACGUCUCUCAUUUGCUCUUCUAUGUCGGCAGACUUACAAAAUGUUUUUUGCAAGGUUAAGGUGAAAAGAAGACUACCGUGUGACCACGAGAUAACUAUUCCAUGCUACAAAAAUCCAAUGGAAUACGUGUGUGAAGAGGAGGCUGAAAUCACCCUUUCCUGUGGACACAAGAAGCUCAUAACAUGCUCUAAAGCGAGAGAUAGGCAACAUGGUGAAAUCUGUGUCACAAAGGUGACGAAAAGAUUACCUUGUGGGCACGAAAGGAAGAUGUUGUGUUCAGACAAUCCAGGUGAAGGUGCAAUCUGUGACACAAAGGUGAUGAGAAGAUUACAUUGUGGGCACGAAAGGGAGAUGUUGUGUUCAGACAACCCCAUGGAGCACGUUUGUGAAGAGGAGGUUGAAAUCACCCUUUCCUGUGGACAUAAGAAGCUCAUAACAUGCUCUAAAGCGAGACACGGAGAAAAAGGUGAAAUCUGUGAUACAAAGGUGACGACAAUAUUAGCUUGUGGGCACGAAAGGAAGAUAUUGUGUUCAGACAAUCCAGGUGAAGUGUUUUGUGAUGCGCCCUGCGAACGACGUCUACCAUGUGAACAUCUUUGCCCUAAAAAAUGUGGCGACGACUGCGCUAGAUUCAAAUGUGCCGUCAAAGUCCAGAAGCUCUUGGCAUGUGGCUCCCAUGAAAUCAGUUGUCGUUGCUCUGAUGAUGUGUCCCAGAUGAUUUGUCCAAAUGGGUGCAAGCGAAAAUUGCCUUGCGGGCAUAAAUGCCCUGGUAAAUGCUCCGAGGAUUGUAGUCAGUUCACAUGCAAGAAAGUGGUCGUCAAACCACUCAAUUGUGCAGGAAGGCAUUCUCUCAAAAUGUCUUGUAGCGAUGAUCCCAACACUGUAGAAUGCGAGGUACGCUGCAACAAAAAGCUAGAUUGUGGUCAUCCUUGCCCGGGCCUCUGCAGCCAGAAGUGCGGACGUUUGAAGUGCAUGCGAAGAGUGGACAAAACAUUUCCUUGCGGACACAAGGAACCACUACAGUGCUUUCAAAGCAAAACAGCGACCUGCCGGAAACGUUGUCGCCGUCAAAAGAGCUCAUGCAAACAUAUCUGUAAAGGGGUCUGCGGCGAAGAUUGUUCUAAAUACCCCUGUGAUGUAGAGGUGACAAAAACCCUCUCGUGUGGUCAUAAGAUUAAAAUGCCUUGUAGUCGCCCUGUGGAAGAUGUACAAUGUCCUGCUGCAUGUGAAAAAAACUUGCCAUGUGGUCAUCAGUGCUCUGGAACUUGUGAUGAUUGCCAACAAAGCGGUUCACAUGAAUUGUGCGAACAUCCAUGUGGUCGAUUGCUUGUUUGUUCGCACCGAUGUAAAGCAACAUGUUAUGAGCCUUGCCCUCCCUGCGACAGAAAAUGCAACCGACGUUGCCCUCAUGGGCAAUGUAGAAAACGAUGUGCCCAGCCGUGUGAACCGUGCAGAAGACCGUGCACCUGGAAUUGUCCUCACUACCAGUGCAAAAAUCUCUGUGGAGAGGAGUGCGAUCGCCCUCGCUGUGAUGCUCCCUGUCCUAAAAAACUGCCUUGUCGCCACCCCUGUAUUGGCGUGUGUGGAGAAAAUUGCCCCACUGUAUGUGCCAUUUGCCAUCCUAAGAAGCUUUCUUCAAUGCUAGCGGAUGGACGUGGAAACAAAACGGAACCCACACGAUGUUUGCAACUUUUCGACUGUGGUCACAUCAUAAAGGCUGAAGAGAUGGAUAGCUGGAUGCUCCGAGAACUGGGUAACAAUGGUCAGCUAAAGCGAUGCCCAAAGUGCUCUACAUCAAUUACAUUCAGCUAUCGUUAUGGAAAUAUCAUCAAAAGGGCACUGAAAAACAUUGAAAAUGUGAAGAAAACCGUACACGAGAUCGUAUACGACGAAACCACUUCUACCAGUCUUCUUCUACCAAAACGUUACCUGCGCAAUGAUGUAACCAAGCUUAAGUUUCCGCCAAUGGUUCUACAUGUUGUACAGUCGUAUUCAAACAAAAGAAACUGGCUCGAUUGGCCACAGGCGCUUGGGCGCUUUGCCAUUUUUAUAUUCACACUAAAAAAUCACCUGUUGAUUCUACAGCAAGCGCAAAGAACAGAUGAAGUCCUAAAAAAGGCGCUUAUUGGUCUUCGAGGAAGUUCACAACAACAAGUGGAGCUGAAAGAACUGUGGAAGGACACCAAAGAUGCAAUCGAAAAGAUCAAAGUGUACCUUGAGGAACCUCAACUUGAUUUGAAAACUCUAAGUCAAGUGUAUGAACAGACAAGAAAGAUCUUCCUUUUCUCUCAAAUUUUAGAGGCCCAAAGCAAGGCUACCAUGCGUCAGAUUCCUUUGUCAAGCAAUGGCGCAACUCGACUGAGGCUGGCAUGCCAUCGCUUCAGAGUCUUUCUUAAGGGUAACGACGAUGUUCUAGAUCUCGAAUGGCUGAGAGAAACGGUCAGGUUAUUGAGAACGGAGAUGAGCCUCCCACUCCUACCGCAUGAGGGAGCAAAAGACUUCGCAAAUUUCCCAGGGUACCAAAGAGAGGUCUGGAAAUCAUGCGACCAAGGUCACGUUUAUUUCACGGGAUGGAUAGUGCGAGGUGGCGAAGACAUUCCGGUGGGAGGCGAAGGAUGCAGCAGGUGUACAACAGAGCAAUGAAAAUGGAAGAAGAACAGUUAACUGAAAGGAAAAGUGCCAUUACUUGUCAUGGCAACUAAUUCGUAUGGAGUGCUUCUGAUAAGGUGGAACGGUGAAAAGUUCUGGAAAAAUGACAAUUCACCACGUGGUAGUGUGCGAUGAAUCAAAAUUGUGAUUAAAGCAUGAAGUUAAAAGAGCAUGAAUCCACUGAAAGUUAUUGAAGAAGGCUGCUGCAGACUAGAAGCACUAACAGCAGUUCAUCUGGGGUUGAGUUUUGAAACGGCAUGACAGGACGUCACAGAUUUGAUGGACUGCUAUAAGCAACUGAUUUCUAGACGAAGAAACAAGAAGGCGUGAAGAAGGCCUUUUUAGCUCAUGAAAAUCCCUAAUGCAUAUACUAACGAAAGUAUUUGACGCAAUCUAACCGUAAGAAGAGAAACUAGGUUGGAAGGUGAAAUUGAAACGUCAACUAAGCCUGAGUAAGGUGGAAUGUUGUGCUGCAGGCUCUAGAUGAAUAAGUGAUUCUCCAGAGAUUGCACCGGCUUAACAGCAUGCCUUGUAAUGGGGAUGCUAAAAUCUCAUGCAAAAGAUGAAUAACUCAUAGCCAGGGCAGUGUCUUAAAUAAAAGGAACUGCCUUUCUCAAUGACAGUGCUCGGACUCAUUUCUAUUUAUCGUCUGGUAUCUGCAGCUGUAGCUGGAACUUUUCGACGGCGGGAGCAGUUGAAGAGAUACAUGUCCUGUUACAGAAUGUGCAAACUGCUGUUCGCAGCCCUGCAGGCAACAACUGUGUUUCGGAAGACGUCUUCAUUGCCCUUAUAACCAUUGCAAUAAUAUCUGUAGAAUGGAAUACCACAGCCCUUGCUGUAAAGUCCGUCAGCACCAGUUUGUGCAAAGGAGCAGUCUACAAUAGCUCUCAAGACGUUCAAACUCAGUAUGUUUGUAUCCAGUUAGACGGGCGCGAUUUUCGUCUGUUACUUACCCUUGAAUAUUCAGUCCCGAGUCCUUAAACACAUGGUAGAGAACUGACAAACCGAAAUGAACAGUGAAGUAAGUGAAGUUAAUUAAAAAUAGAGCAUAUCCGAGAAGGAAGGCAGUUAAUCAAUCAACAUCCGAUUCGGUAGUUCACAUUUGAUUGAUAAGAGACUAUCACCUAUAGCAACAUCAAGUAUAGAUACUUCAAAGAACAUUAUCAUAAGUGAAUCGUAAACAAACUUAGGGUAGUUUUAAGCCUGUAGUUGCAUGUUUUGAAUCGCGCGUUUAAUAUCCAGUGUAAAAAUAGGCCAAAAUGUAUUACAAAAACAGUAAUGAAUUACCAAAUGACUCAGCGCCAAGUUUUAGGUUGAUUUAGCUGGAAAUCACGUUCUUGUCAAAUCACUGUUAUUUUCAGUAUAUAAUUGAAACACUUCUUUUUACAGUGUGUACAAACCAAACAGUCCACUAGUGUUCUUCGGGUAAUUGCGUAAGAAAGAGUGAGAUUUCAUAAAUGAAGCAUUCAGUCCAACUGAUUUUUUUGGUAUUUGUUAGUAGUUGUAACAGAAGUUUUAUAAAGGAGUUUCUCAA